Messenger RNA from Ambispora gerdemannii, 870 nucleotides. Lineage: Eukaryota; Fungi; Glomeromycota; Glomeromycetes; Archaeosporales; Ambisporaceae. The record is from the annotation of a GenBank genome assembly.
AUGAUAUUAGAUACAACUUUUAAAAGAGAUUUAUCAAAGGAACUACUUGAAAUAUACAAAAAAGGAUGUGACGACUACGAAGAUGAUCGAGUAAUAGAAGUAGAAGUAAAUGAAUGGUUCAAAACACACAAUGAACCACCACCACAAGUAUUCAAAAUGAUAUAUGAACGAAGUAACGACGAAACAGACUACAAAACGCUUUUGGCAUUUAUGUAUUGCCUGGGAAUAGGAACUAAAAUUGAUAAAUUUGAAAUGUUUCGAUAUUAUUUGAUUGCUGCGGAACAGGGGGAUCCGAAUCGAAAAUUUGCAUCAUUUUUCAGAACGUUAAGAACAAUAGUCGUAAUGAACAAUGAAAACCUGGGUGGUGAAAAUCACGACGAACAUUAUUUCUCAAAUGUUUUGAAAGAGCUAUUGAAAGCGUUCUCUUCGAUCACAAAUCCUGGUGGGCAGGACGAACACUUAAAAGAAUGUAUUCUCAACUUCUUUAAGCACAAAGAAUUCACCAAAAUUCAAAUCUUUGGGCACCUUAAAAAACUUGCUCGUAAAAACUAUGAUUACGCAUGUCUACUAGGAUUCUUUUACCAUCAUUCUUUCGCAGAUAUGUUUUUACAAGGUACAGGAACGAAUGUUGAUGUUCAUCACGCUUUGAAGUUGUAUCUGGAGGCGAAAAAAUUGGGAUGCUCAUUCCCAAGACUGGUCGAGAAUAUAAGAGAUAAUUAUAAAACUUAUGAGGAAGGAACAGAACAAUUCUUGUCAAUCACAAACUCAGGCGAGCAUGAUAAAACAUUUGCAAGAGUGUAUUCUCUCGACAUAGAGAAUCUUUGUGCACCUAAAAGUUGCUUACGAAAAUCGCGAUUGCAUGCCUAUUAG